Molecule: messenger RNA, 3153 nt
Organism: Morus notabilis
Lineage: Eukaryota; Viridiplantae; Streptophyta; Magnoliopsida; Rosales; Moraceae
Product: glutamate receptor 3.6
Exons: 7
Coding region: 292-3111 (939 amino acids)
Cellular component (GO): plasma membrane
Molecular function (GO): glutamate-gated receptor activity
Source: RefSeq, a predicted model, not a curated record
CCCUCAAAUCUCUUUGUAGCCAUUGGUGUCGUUUUCUCUGCUUCUUCCACCCACUUUAUUGGCACGAAAAUUGGGUGACAUUUAUCUGAGAAUUCUCUGCCCCAUAUGCGCUUCCCAUUUUGGAAAAUCUCAGGUGCUUCACAGACAUAAUACAUCUUCCAGUUUCUAUUCUUGUCUGGAAAUCUUGCUUUGUUUUCUCUUUGGAGGAGGCUGAAAAGUAGACGGUUUUUGUUUUUGUUUUGUUUUGUUUUUUUUUUUUCUUUUUCUUUUAGCUAGGCAAUUCAAUACAUCAUGAAUAAUAUAGUUUGGUAUCUGGUGCUGAUGGUUCUCCACAAUUGCUUGGCCUCAACUGGGGUUGGCACUAAUGUUUCAAGCUCCGUGAGACCAAGCAUAGUAAAUAUUGGGGCUAUUUUCUCUUUAAAUUCUCUUAUUGGUAGAGUUGCCAAAGUGGCAAUAGAAGCUGCAAUUGAGGAUGUGAAUUCCGAUCCGUCUGUUCUUCGGGGAACUAAACUGAAAAUCACAAUGCAGGAUUCCAAUUAUAGCGGAUUUCUUGGCAUCAUUGAGGCCUUGCGGUUCAUGGAGAAGGACACUGUGGCCAUAAUUGGCCCCCAAAAUGCUGCAACAGCUCAUGUAAUAGCUCACAUUGCAAAUGAACUCCAAACUCCUAUGUUGUCGUUCUCAGUCGCGGACCCCACUCUUACUCCUCUCCAGUUCCCGUUCUUUGUGAGAACCACGCAGAGUGAUGAGUUUCAGAUGGCUGCCAUUGCGGAAAUGGUUGAUUAUUAUGGAUGGAGGGAGGUAAUUGCAAUAUAUGUUGAUGAUGACCAUGGGAGAAAUGGGAUAAUGGCGUUAGGGGACAAGCUUGUGGAGAAACGCUGUAAGAUCUCCUACAAAGCUCCUUUGGUCUCUGAUGCAAGCAGGGAUAACAUCACAGAUUUGCUGGUCAAGGUGGCUUUAAGCGAGUCUCGCAUUAUUGUGGUUCAUGUUUAUGUUGGCUGGGAACAGGUUUUCGACGUAGCUGAGCGUCUAGGCAUGAUGGGAACUGGAUAUGUCUGGAUUGCUUCUAAUUGGCUCUCCAAUACAUUAGACAUCAAUUCUCCUCUCCCUGCAGAUUUCAUGGCUAAUAUGGAAGGAGUCCUCACUUUGCGUACAUACACACCAGAUUCGAAACAGAAACGAAAAUUUGUUUCCAGGUGGAGUAACUUGACCAAGGGAACGCCAGCUACGGGACCUCUUGGAUUGAAUACUUAUUCUCUCUUUGCCUAUGACACUGUCUGGUUGCUUGCUCAUGCAAUUGAUGCAUUUUUCAAUCAAGGAGGAAAGAUAACAUAUUCAAAUGAUUCGAGGUUGAUGGUGCAGCGCAGCAAUUUAAAUCUUGAUGCUAUGAGUAUCUUUGAUGAAGGAAACUUGUUACUCCAGAACAUCUUAAAGACAAACAUGACAGGCCUGACUGGCCCGUUUGGAUUCACCCCAGAAAGGAACCUCAUUCGUCCCGCAUAUGAAAUCAUCAAUGUGGUUGGAACCGGGAUGAGAAGAAUUGGUUAUUGGUGUAACUAUUCUGGGCUAUCAGUUUUUCCUCCAGAGACGCUUUACAAUAAGCCGGCAAAUCGUUCCAGCUCAAACCAAAAACUAUAUGAUGCAGUUUGGCCUGGACAAACAACGAAGAAGCCUCGUGGGUGGGUUUUUCCAAACAAUGGGAGGCAUUUGAUAAUCGGAGUUCCUAAUAGAGUGAGCUAUCGAGAAUUUGUCUCUCUUGUAGAAGGCACCGAUCAGUUCACUGGCUACUGCAUUGAUGUCUUUACUUCUGCACUGAACAUGUUGCCUUAUGCUGUCCCCUAUAAGUUAAUGCCUUUUGGGGACGGUCUUAAAAACCCGAGUUGCACAGAUCUUGUGCAUUUGAUCACUACAGGAGUUUUUGAUGCAGCAAUAGGAGACAUUGCGAUCAUCACCAAUCGAACAAGAAUGGCUGAUUUCACCCAGCCAUAUAUUGAAUCUGGAUUAGUAGUAGUAGCACCUGUAAGAAAAAGGAAUUCUAGUGCCUGGGCUUUUUUCAAGCCAUUCACUCGAGAGAUGUGGAUUACCACAGCUUUAUUCUUUCUUGUUAUCGGGGCCGUCGUUUGGAUUUUGGAGCACAGGCUGAAUGAUGAUUUCCGGGGUCCUCCCAGAAAACAAGUUGUCACUAUUCUUUGGUUCAGCUUUUCAACUAUGUUCUUUUCUCAUAGGGAAAAUACAGUCAGCACUCUUGGACGCCUAGUACUAAUCAUAUGGCUGUUUGUUGUUCUUAUAAUCAACUCAAGCUACACGGCGAGUUUGACCUCAAUCCUCACGGUGCAACAGCUCACUUCCCCCAUUAAAGGUAUUGAAUCCUUAAUUGAAACCAGUGACCCCAUUGGCUACCAACAAGGUUCCUUCGCGAGGAACUAUCUGAUAGAUGAAAUCGGCAUUCAAGAAUCCAGACUCGUCCCUCUCAACUCUGCGGAGGAUCAUGCUAAAGCCUUGCGUGAUGGUCCCCACGGCGGUGGUGUUGCUGCUGUUGUGGACGAGCGCGCUUACAUAGAGCUAUUCCUCUCAGCACACUGCGAAUUCAGUAUUAUUGGCCAAGAAUUCACCAAGGCUGGAUGGGGAUUUGCCUUUCCGCGGGACUCGCCCUUGGCGGUUGACAUGUCAACGGCCAUUUUGAAGCUGUCGGAGAAUGGGGAUCUCCAGAGGAUCCAUGACAAAUGGCUCAUGAGGAGUGCCUGCAUUUCGCAAGGCACGAAGCUUGAAGUGGACCGUCUUCAACUCAAGAGUUUCUGGGGUCUCUUUGUGGUAUGCGGGCUGGCUUGCUUGCUUGCUCUCUUUAUAUAUUUCAUCCAGAUGGUGCGCCAGUUUAGUAGGCUCCAUAAAGAGGAAGCGCAGCCCUCUGGUAGAAGCCUGCACUCCGGUCGUCUUCAAACGUUUCUUUCGUUUGCUGACGAGAAGGAAGAUGAAGUGAAAAGCCGCUCUAAGACAAGGCAAUCCGAAAGCGCCUCAAAUAGAAGCACAGGCCAAGAUGAAUCAAUGAACGGUUCCAAAGAAUCAUAUGCUGAAUCAUCUUCAAGUAGAAGCCAUGCAAAUUGUAAUAAUGCCUGAUUAGAACCAUCUUAUAAUGCCUAACCACAUAUUUUCUUUGUC